AUGGACAACGGAAAAGCUCCCCUCCCCGCCAACGGAGCCUUUCGCAACGGUGCACCAGGUGGCGAAACCAAUACCAGACUGAUCAACGUCCAGCCGCCUCGUCGUGAGGACCUCCAGCCAGCUUACGCCCAAACACUGCAGGGCGAGAGCGAAGAUGCUGGCUCCCAUGGCUGGUAUGGAUCCAUGAUCAACACCCUCGGUUCGCUCGUCGGUUGCUGCGGUGCCAUCCCGUGCUGCAUCGUUUGCCCCAACCCAUACAAACCAGUCAGUCAAGGAAACGUCGGUCUGGUCACCAAAUUCGGUCGCUUUUACCGCGCCGUCGACCCAGGUCUGGUGAAGAUCAACCCUCUGUCGGAGAAGCUCAUCCAGGUCGACGUAAAGAUUCAGAUCGUUGAGGUGCCAAAGCAAAUCUGCAUGACCAAAGAUAAUGUCAACCUGCAACUUACCUCCGUCAUCUACUACCAUAUCACCUCGCCACACAAGGCCGCCUUCGGUAUCAGCAACAUCCGCCAAGCUCUUGUUGAGCGUACUCAGACCACUCUGCGCCACGUUGUUGGCGCCCGUGUUCUCCAAGAUGUCAUCGAGCGCCGUGAAGAGAUUGCCCAAUCCAUCGGUGAAAUCAUCGAAGAUGUCGCAUCAGGCUGGGGUGUCCAGGUCGAGUCAAUGCUCAUCAAGGAUAUCAUCUUCAGCACCGAGCUUCAAGACUCCCUCUCCAUGGCCGCCCAGAGCAAGCGUAUCGGAGAGUCCAAAGUUAUUGCCGCACGCGCCGAAGUCGAGAGCGCCAAGUUGAUGAGGCAGGCCGCCGAUAUCUUGAGCUCGGCUCCAGCCAUGCAAAUCAGAUACCUGGAGGCUAUGCAAGCCAUGGCGAAGACGGCAAAUUCGAAAGUAAUCUUCUUGCCCGCGACGAACCAAACCGUGCAGCAGCAGCUUGCGCAGGCCGAUACCUACGGUGAGGGCCCAAGCAGCCAGGGUCAGAGCUCGAAGUCGUCGACUGGGCCAUUCAUGGGUGAUACCAAUGAUGGAUUCCAGCAGGCGAUGAACGCGAGGGUCAUCGAGAACAUCUAG
Molecule: messenger RNA, 1065 nt
Organism: Letharia columbiana
Lineage: Eukaryota; Fungi; Ascomycota; Lecanoromycetes; Lecanorales; Parmeliaceae
Exons: 3
Coding region: 1-1065 (354 amino acids)
Cellular component (GO): plasma membrane
Source: RefSeq, a predicted model, not a curated record